Mucor mucedo is the source of this 1075-nucleotide messenger RNA. RefSeq lists its product as uncharacterized. Gene Ontology annotation, molecular function: protein binding. The transcript has a single exon. NCBI's taxonomy places the organism in Eukaryota, Fungi, Mucoromycota, Mucoromycetes, Mucorales, Mucoraceae. The record is from RefSeq and is a predicted model, not a curated record. The coding region runs from base 13 to 1005 and encodes 330 amino acids.
CUAUGUGAUUGGAUGAUGGAAUCAAAUCUUCUGAUUGCAAUAUCAGGCACCAAUGAGAUGCGAGGAUCCAUACGAUGGUAUAAAAACUGGAAAAAAAACAAUAAUAAAAAAGGGAUUUUUUCUUAUCUCUUCUCUAGUCCGUAUUCUUCCAUACAACUUUUUAUUAUCUAUCUCAGGAUGGUCUUUCAUGCAAAUCAAGCCUUCUUUAAUAAGAAAUGCGGGGUAAACGCAUUGAUGCGGUUACCCAAUGAAGUGAUUAUCUCUAUCCUUCAAAAACUCUCGAUUCCCGAUUUGCUUUUGACUUGUCAACUCCAAAACAUUCGUUUUCACACCCUUGCCAAAAAAGUCUUGGUCCAAAAGCUCGUCAAGACCAAAGACUGUCACUUGCGCUUAUGCUUUGAUCAAGAAAACCAUUGGCGAUUCACGGUGGACUUCAAGUUCACCAAGGCUACCCAAACAAGACUUGCCUUCACACCAGUGAAGCCAGUGAGUGUUCGCAUGUAUAACUCUAAAUUACUUCGUCGUCCCAUUCUAUACAAGGCAUCACUGGUCGGUCCUGAUUUUGUGGUGGAGAAUCCACAUCUCGUUCACAACCUGAUUAGAUCACCUCUCUCUCUCGACAUUAAAGAAACAGGUUUACAUCAGCAUCAUUAUGCACAAGGUGCUUUUUUGGCGUAUCAAAUCACAAAGACACCGGAAAACAUGGUCAAAGCAAGGGCUGGUGAAAGAUGGGUAGAACCUUUGGGAUUUGAAUGUUCCUUUGAUUUCUUGUCUCAAACGAAAAAGAUGAUGCAACGUGUCUUUGAUACUUUACAUAAUAAACCAGUGCGACGACAAAUCGAUGGUGUCUCAUUCACUGCCAGUGCCAGAUUACCGCAAACCUCCAAGAGCUACGCAGUGGCUGAAAUCGGUGGCCUCUGGCAAAAAAAAUUUCAUUAUGGUACAUCAGAUAAAAAUACCAACAACACAUUACUACCCAUUCUUGGUGGCCUCAUCGCCCAAUAGAAAUAUACCCCCCAUCAACCCUUUUAAUCACUUGUAAAUAAAAAUCUAUUGGCUUAUUAAAUCAAAAAGA